AAUGUUCGUUCGGCCGAGCUCUCUGUCAUUUAUAGCCGUUGGAUUAAAACCCGCCGUCCCUCCUCCAUCUAUUUGUCAUUUCUAACACCGAUUAAUUUAUUUUUCUUAUUUCUCAUUUGACGGAAAAAAAAAAAAAAAACUCUCUGAAAUGGCGAUGAAAAUUUUCAGCGUUUUCUUCUUUGCUCUCCUCUUCCUCGCAUCUCCUUUCCUUCAAGUUGCUAGGUGUCAAUCAGAAGCAGAGGCAGAUGUUGCAGAAGCUGUUGAAGGAGGUGAUCUCGGUAUUGUUGGGGAGGAUGUUCAGGAUUUUGGUGAUCCUAAUUACAGUUCAGCUCCUGAAGUUAAAACUGUUUGCGUUUUCCCCAAAAAUAGCGCCAAAUUGGUUCUGGCUGGAGAACAGACUGAGCUCCUUGUUGGGAUGGAAAAUAUUGGGGAGUCACCCGUGAAUGUCAUUGCUAUCAAAGCCAGUGUUCAUCUCCCUUUUGAUCACCGUAUGCUUGUUCAAAAUCUUACAGCAGUGGCUUUCAACAAUGCAACUGUACCCCCUUCAGUUCAAGCUACUUUCCCUUACGUAUUUGCUGUUAGCAAGUACUUACAGCCUGGAACUUUUGAUCUUGUGGGUUCGAUUAUCUAUGAUAUUGAUCAGCAACCAUACCAAAGUACAUUCUAUAAUGGUACCAUUGAAGUUGUUGAGGCUGGUGGUUUCCUCAGUGUUGAGUCCGUUUUCCUUGUUACCCUUGGGAUUGCACUUCUUGUUCUCCUUGGUUUGUGGCUUCACGGUCAAUUUCAGCGUAUCACCAAGAAAACUAAGAGGGCUCCAAAGGUGGAAGUUGGGACCAGGGCUCCCGAUGCUUCACUGGAUGAAUGGCUUCAGGGAACUGCUUACACUCAGUCGGCUUCCAAAUCAAAGAAGAAGAAGUAGAUGAGAAAAGUGAUCGCUAAAUUCGGGCUAUUGUAACUCUUGCCAAGGCAUUUGGAAAAAUUGUAAGUGGGCGCAGGUAGUUCUGAGAAUUAGGCCAGGAAAAUAGACAUAUAUACCUUUGCUGUUGUAGCAUUUGAACUAUUUCGGUUUUCACUACAUCUUUUCUUGAGGAUGCUUAAAUCGAGGCUUGUAGAAGCGAAACUAACUGUGAUACGAGGCAGGACUAAUUUUACUUCUUUUUUUUUUUUCUCGGUUUCUUUGUUCAUCGGAUUUCAGAUUUUUGGUUUCUGGGUUAAACUUAAGUAUUAUCAGUGUGGUGGUGGUGUGUUAGAAAUCUUGGUCACAGCCGCUGUCACGUUUUCACUGCUAUUGGGAAGUAUACAUUAAAUUCCCUUGUUAUGUUCCUUUUGUAAUCGAUUUCAGGUUUAAACAUGUUGAUUUUUUAACUUA
Messenger RNA from Gossypium raimondii (Peruvian cotton), 1369 nucleotides. Its product is annotated as translocon-associated protein subunit alpha. The record is from RefSeq and is a predicted model, not a curated record. Lineage: Eukaryota; Viridiplantae; Streptophyta; Magnoliopsida; Malvales; Malvaceae. Gene Ontology annotation, cellular component: endoplasmic reticulum; endoplasmic reticulum membrane. The transcript is spliced from 8 exons. The coding region runs from base 149 to 919 and encodes 256 amino acids.